UUGUGCCUAGCAGACGACAGGACACGACGGACGGCAACGACAUGUCGAAGUGUUUUUGUUGACUGAUGAAAAGUGUUCAUCUAAAUUUAUCGUGUUGCGCGCAUGAAAUGAAAUGCGAGUGACAAAUCGUGCUCAUCUCACCACAGCAUAGGUCUUAUCCUAUUAAUAGACUAGAUGAGCUCUAUUUUCGGCGGGACCGCUGCUUGCAAAUAGUCGGUUGAGAGAAGCAGGGUACCCGCAACGUCUCUGUCUCCUCAACGACUUCGCUUAGUUUCGUUUCAAGAAUGAAAACAAAAAGUGACUUUGCCGUCCUUGCAGGGUCCACCCUCCUAACAGAGAAACCAUUUGUCCAUGUUUUAAAAUCAAAGCUGCAAGGAGAACGCUGUGAUCACUGUUUUGAAAGACCUGAGCGUUUCCCACUGUGCCCCAGACUCCCUUGGGACUCUGAAGAUUCUGAUGAUGAAUGGUGGGAUGUGGAUACCUUAUGGGCCGAAACAAAACUAUCUCAGUGUUCAGGCUGCAAGUAUGUUUACUACUGUGGAAGAGAAUGCCAGAAAGCCUCUUGGCCAAUACACAAAAAGGAGUGCCCAAAUUUGCGAAGAGUUGCUCCACGUGUUGUUCCCGAUGCAGCUCGGCUCCUGGCCAGAAUAAUAUUCAAACUACAGAACGGUGGCGAUAAAGAGAGGAGUUUCUACUCAAAAACAGGAUUUAGGAUGUUUAAAGAUCUGAUGUCUCAUUACUCGGACAUAAAAAAGGACUCAAAAAGAAUGGAACAUUUUACAUCACUUUGCGCUGUGCUCAUGGAGUAUAUUGGUGAAAGUUCACUUCCCAAUUCUGCUGAACUCUUGGGAAUUUAUGGGAGGAUGGUUGUCAAUGGUUUUAAUAUACUAGAUCCAGAGAUGGUAAGCAUUGGUACAGGUCUUUACAUUGGUGUAUCUAUUAUUGAUCAUUCCUGUGAUCCAACUUCAGUGGCUGUUUUUACUGGCACUACAAUUCAUAUCAGGGCCCUGCAAAGUAUGCCACAAAUGGAUUGGAGCAAAGUUUUUAUUACCUAUGUUGAUCUGUUGAAUUCGGCAAGAGAGCGGCAAGAAGAUUUGCAAGCAACAUAUUAUUUUCUUUGUCAAUGUACCCGCUGUUUGGAUCGCAAUGAAUUGGAACUCCAGAAAUCCAUGCUAUGCCCCAACAAUAAAUGUGGAGCAUCAGUUCCUAUCUUUCAAACGGAAACAUACGGAAAACUGUGCAGCAAAUGCAAUGAACACAUUAAACCAGCUCGUAUCAAUGAGUACCUUGAUAUAAUUGACUUCACCCAACAUCAUUUACAAUCAAUGAAAGAUGUUGAUAUUGCAUAUUUGGAUGUUUGUAAAGUAUGUUUGAAAAAACAGGAUGGUCUAGUCCACCCAAUGAAUUUACAGCGAAUCAAAGCUCUAGAUACAGCUUUUGAAAGUGCUAUUGAUGUUGGUUCUUGGGAAGAUGCAAAAAAGCUUGGUGAGGAAGUGGAACCUGGCUAUCGGCAAUACUAUGGCAUCACUCACCCUUUAUUAGGAAUUCUAUACCUAAAGCUGGGGAAACUCAACCUCUACCUGCAAUGUGUGGAGGCAGCAUUAGACUGGUUGUUAAAGGCUCAGGAUAUCUUGAGGAUAACUCAUGGUGAGCGCCACCCCUUGUACAGAAAUGAUGUCAUGCCUCUUAUAGCUCAAGCAAGACAAGAACUCAGGCAGUGAGUCUUAGGAGGAAGUGACGCUGAACCCAAGUCAAUGAAAAUUAAUUUACUUCUAGUGUUUUGGGGAAUUUAAAAUUUGUUAGAGCUUCUGGACUGUGAUAGCAUUAUUAAGGGUUUUUCUACAGGAAAAAAAACAAAAACAUAUUGAGGCCUUUAAAAAAGAAAUAAAAAAAAUUAUGCACAAGUAAAGUUUUCAGUUCUCUUAGUUAUAUUUUUUUGAGUCGUGGACUUUUGUUAAUUUUUUAGAUUCUCCGGAAGCUUUGCAUUUGAUUUCUUGUUAGAAUGAGAUAAAUGAAAUACUAAUUCCUGCAUUCCAUUGUAUGCGAUAACUGCUUUGUCUAGUGCAUAAUGAGGUUUACUUUAUUAAAAUACAGUACCAUUAGUAGCGGUUCCGAAGAAAUGUUCUCCAUACUCAACUCAAGCUGACAAUAGAAACAAUAUCAUACCUUAUUAAGUGUGGUUGUCUUAUCACUACUUAUUCAUUGGCUCAGCAUAACCCAGUAUUAAAAAAAAAUCUCUGAAAUUAUUAUUUUAUCUCCUUAUAAAUAAUAUGUUGAUAUGUUUAAUUCAAAAGUCCAACUGAAAACAAUAAAAAUAAAGAUCAAAGUG
This is a messenger RNA of Frankliniella occidentalis (western flower thrips), 2329 nucleotides long. RefSeq names its product histone-lysine N-methyltransferase SMYD3 (gene Smyd3). The record is from RefSeq and is a predicted model, not a curated record. NCBI's taxonomy places the organism in Eukaryota, Metazoa, Arthropoda, Insecta, Thysanoptera, Thripidae. Gene Ontology annotation, molecular function: protein binding. Bases 285 to 1721 code for a protein of 478 amino acids. The transcript has 10 exons. Gene Ontology annotation, cellular component: nucleus.